AUGGCGUCCCAGACGAGUCCCGACACGAAGAUUGACUGGAAUGCGGCUGGUACCCAGCAGCCGACAGCCUCUUCCAAACAAGGUCCCGACGAUCAACAACAACAGCAACAACAACAACAGCAGCAACCACGACCCAGUGGCGAGUCCACCAUGCCCCGGACCGAUCCAAAUGCCGACAGUGCCACCGGCAGACCGAUUGCGCCCACUGGCCCUCCCACAGACGAAGAGAAACGCGAGCUGAUCGCCCGCUACGCGCAACUGUUCUACGAGCACUUUCGCCAAUUCAGAGACCCGCUCGAGCGCAUGAAGUUCAUCAACACGGAGAUCCUGGGCCGUGCCAAAUUCGACAAGCGCUACCUCAGCGUCGAGGCCAUGCACACGGAUUACGACCUGAUGCUGUCGCAGUAUCUCGUGCACACACCGGAGCUGAUGCAACGAGUCGGGCUCGAACUCAACAAAUUCGCCGAGGUGGGACGUUACUGGUGGCCCAAAUGCGUCGCCCACGCACCGACGCAGGCCGAGAGACAGGCCGAGAUGGAGGCCGUGUUUGAGCGCGUGAAGCACGAGGAUUUCAACGCGCCGGCGUUCGUGGUCGAGUACGAGGAGUUCUACUCGGCGGAUUACUACGAGGGCGUCCUCUCGAUCAUGGAUACGUGGAUGAAUGCCACCGCCGGCGGGAUCAUCACCCGUGAAGCGUAG
Fonsecaea erecta is the source of this 699-nucleotide messenger RNA. RefSeq lists its product as hypothetical. NCBI's taxonomy places the organism in Eukaryota, Fungi, Ascomycota, Eurotiomycetes, Chaetothyriales, Herpotrichiellaceae. The record is from RefSeq and is a predicted model, not a curated record. Bases 1 to 699 code for a protein of 232 amino acids. The transcript is spliced from 2 exons.